AUCCAUUUCACCCCAAUACAAACACGAAACCCUUAUUUUCCCCCAAAUCAAAAUUUCCCCUAAACCCUUAAUUUUCCCCAAAUCAAACCCAUUUGCCGUCUCCCUUUCUCUUUUGGUUCGACAGCAAGCAGAAAGAUUAAGGGAUUUCAUUUUCGAAAUCAAACCCGACUGAAGGCUAGCUUUUGCGAGUCCAAAAAAUCAAGAAAUGUUUAAGUGCCUUCGUUGCACCUUGGUGCCCUGUAAACACUUCGGUGUCCCUGUUUGCACAAUUGUGCCUCUGAAUGCACAGUUUUGCCACCCCAUUUGGUGGGAGGAAGCAUUGGCGAGAAAGGGGAAGGAGCAAGUCAAUCGGCUAGAUAGCUCAACUUGGAGAAAUUUUAGUAAGUUCUUCAAAGCUUCAAAUGGAAGGAUUAAGCGUAGCAGAUGCUAAUUUGGUGAUGUAUUUACACCCAUCAAAGAGUAGGAACGUGUCUCAGUCGAUUCUCCGUGAGCUUGGCUCUUUGCUAUUCAAGUUCAAUGAAACAUUUGAUGGUGUUUUAUUGGCCUAUGAUGUCAAUAUUCUGGAUAAACAGGCGAAAAUUCUUUCUGGUGUUCAUCCUUAUUUUGGUCUUAGACUAAAAGCAAAUCUCUUACUUUUUUCACCAAAGCCAGAUAUGCUCUUAGAGGGGAAGGUAGUGAAGCUUUCUCAAGAAUCUAUUCAUGUUAUUGUUCUCGGUUUCUCGUCUGCCAUCAUAACAGCUGAAAACAUUCGUGGAGAAUUUAAAUAUAGAACCAAAGACAAAGAGGAACUAUUUGCCAGCAAAUCUCACAAGCGACAUGUCAUAAAUGUUGGAACCAUGAUCCGAUUUUUAGUCAAGAGUUUUGAUGAGGAAAUACUUCAUAUUAUUGGAUCUCUGGUAUCAGCUCACACAGGAAGCAUUCGUUGGUUGGAUAGACAUUUGGAGGAAGGUUCAGAAUUUGAUAGGAGUUCUAUGAAGAGUAGAGAUAGAGAAUGGCUUGGGGAUAAAACUGUUGAUGAGGGAGCAACUCCCAUGAGCUACGAUAAUCAUAUUAAAAUGUCGAAAAAGCGUAGAAUCACAGAAUGAUGGUGAUGAUUGCUUCAAAUUACUAAUUAUAUAAGGAGAUUUCUUGUUGUCAGGUAAUUCAUUGACCAAUUCUUGUGCUCACCAUGAGUACUGCUAAUCUUUUAUUAGUGUUGAAGUCUUCUUCUCCUAAAUAACUUUUACAUCCUCUGUUAGAGUAAUCAAACUUGUGAACUGUUGGUAGUAUUGAUGAGUUAUGCAUAAAACACAGUACCUGUUUUAGUUUAUGUUCAUCUAUUUGCUUUUCUUACAUCUUGUAUGAGAACCUUUUGAUGUUAACUUUUUUGCCUACUUUAGUCUUAUACAUUAAUCGCUUAUAAUUACAAGUGUACUGCAAAAUAUGUGCUAGUACAUGUAGUGGGGAGUGGUGGGCUGAAGGCCCAUGUAGAUGAAGGUAUAUUGCUUCUGGUGAUUGCUUCGGUAAGGAAUUGUUCUUCUGUUGAAGCUUGCUAAAAUUUUGAAAUCUUCCCUUCAGUUUUUGUGGUCGUUGUUUUCUAUGUGACCAAGAUUGAAAAGUCCAGAUUCCCAAGUCGAUAAAAGAGAUUGCAAUUUUUUUCUCCUGUGAAGUAGGCAAUUUUUGUUUCCUAAUGAUGUAUGUUAAGAGUGACUUUUUUGUACGUUGUACAAGUAUAGACUUGGUCUUAUCUAUAAUAUGUUAACAUCGAAUUUAGCAAAAGGAAA
This is a messenger RNA of Gossypium arboreum, 1763 nucleotides long. RefSeq lists its product as uncharacterized. The coding region runs from base 402 to 1085 and encodes 227 amino acids. NCBI's taxonomy places the organism in Eukaryota, Viridiplantae, Streptophyta, Magnoliopsida, Malvales, Malvaceae. The record is from RefSeq and is a predicted model, not a curated record. The transcript has 10 exons. Gene Ontology annotation, cellular component: RNA polymerase I complex. Gene Ontology annotation, biological process: DNA-templated transcription initiation.